AUGAUACGACAAUUUGCAAGGGAUCUACAUAUCAACCUAAGAAAAUGUCAUCUACCGUCAACAUCAACACUACAAAGCUAUGGCUUUGCGUCCUUAUACUAUCAAGGCUUUAAGUCAUCUAAAUAUUCAUUUACAAUACCAUACAGAUCAUACGCCACUUUUGAUUAUACAAGAGCUCCCUCCAAGGAAUUGGUUGCCAGUUUUUUCGAUCAUCAAUAUGUCAAAAUAAAUAAUUGGAUAUUCAAAGAUGACCAAUAUCGACAAUCCUUCUUGAACUAUCUACGAAAUCAGUCUUCUUUUAGCAAGGAUGAAAUAAAGGAAGUUGUCGAGCUUCAUGGCAGAUUAGUUGAAGUAUUAAACGAACUUCAAAUAGGUUUUCAAUUUUUAGAAAAGAUGUGGGAUGCAAUUUUCAAUCGUGUGGUAACUGACGAAUCCGUCACUGCUUUACAAAAAGCGAUAAUUGAAGAAAGAGAUCCACUUACAAAUGUAUUGAUACGCUCUGCAAGAUAUGAUUUGUACAAGAAAAUUAUCACUCCUAGAUUAAAUCAUUCCCAAAUGUCCAUUAACAAGAGUGAUGAGCUUAUAGAGAUUAUUCAAUUGCAAUCAGACAAGAAUGCUGGAAUAACUUUCAAUUCUAAAAAUAUUGAAAACUAUCUCUUGAAUGAGAACAAGAAUCUAAUACUGAAACAACAAUUGAUUACAUUAAUAAUCUGCACUAGUUUGAAGCUCAAUCGUGGAUUGCAGUAUACUGAAAGAGACUAUACAACACAGCUAUAUUUGAUUGAAAAUUUUAUGGCAUGGACCAAAAUGAUAGAAAACAAUGAAUGGUUUUGUAACCCCGAUGCUACUCAAUACGAUGAAGUAUUGAAAUUGAUUGGCAUACCACCAGGUGAUUAUCGAAUCGAAAAGUACUUACAAGAUAUUUUAAAAUUAGUGGAGCAGGAAUAUCAAACCAAGAAUCUGUACAUAUUCAUCACUUCAAUAAUGAGAACAUUGGUUGAUAAGGCUCCACAUUUGACAUAUAAAUACUUUUAUUUCAAGGAUGCUCAAAUCAGACAGAGAUCUUUAAAUCGAUCAAAUGUAUUGAUACAGGACGAUUUGACUUAUACCAUGCAGGCAUGUUUAAAAUUUGAUAGCCAAAAGCUUUUUGAUUUAUACAAAAACAACCAAGAUUUGCAUGAUGGUGACGAAGGUGGUCAAGAAUCUUUAAUACUUGAACUAUCCAAAGUGACUAAAGACUGGAAUGCAUUGCAAAAGAAUUUCGAAAAUAUGUACGGUAGAGGAAACUUACCAUUAACUGUCCAUUACGGUAUUGCAAUGCAAGCCUUGAAUACAUUACGAGCAGAUGAAGAAUUAGGCAGAUUAUAUGAUCAAUUACAGAAACGUGGAUUACAUUUAAAUUCUACAGUUAUGGAUGCAUUAAUACGAUCAAAAAUUAGACUACUUGAUCAAACAAAAGUUGUUGAAUUGUUUGAAGUAUAUGCCAAAAUGAGUUCUCAGGGUAAAGCAGAUCCUAAGAGUGUUCAAAAAUUGUUUCCCUUGAUACUAAAGAUUCCUAUGCGGAAUAGAGAAACGUCAGUGGUAUUAGAUUAUUUAAAGCAGUAUUUACAAAGGGAAAAAGAGACUGGGCAAAUUUUCAUUGAUGGGUCCACUUUCCAAAAGGUCAUGCAGUAUGCUGUUGGCAUACCUUCAUUAAAAACUAUCGAAGCAACUAAAGCAUUGGUGGAAGAAUACGGAAAACAAAGCACUGAAUAUUAUGCUGGAUUGAUUUCAGCAUACUCAAACUUAGAUCAAUUCGAACGAGCUGAUAACAUGGCGUACGAGGCCCACAGAAAGUCUAAGAUUCCUUUUGGGGAAAUUCAAAUAUGGGCACUGCAAUUGAAGAAUAAUAUGAGGUGGAAGUUACGAUCACCGGAUACAAUAACAUCACAAUAUAACGAAAUAAAGAUCAGUUUUAUAACCAAGAUGAGUUUUUGUUCAGCUUUCCAACUUUUUUAUGACCAAGGAGGUAUCUCGCUAAUUAGUGAUAUAAUACAGAACUUGCAUAAUCAUGGUAAGCUUAAACAAGAAUUGGCUGUUUUUCGUCGCUCAAAGAUAUUGCAACUCCGGGAUGAAAGAAUUUAUACUACGAGAUUAGACUUUUGGCGAAGAAAGUUUGAGUGGCAUGAAAUUCUAAAAGAAUUUGACGAAAUGAAUGGUAAAAACAUUUUGAUUACAGCCAGAACUUACAGGUUUGUUUUAGCAGCAGUUUUGAAUCUAGAUGCAAAGUCGGGGUCCAAUUUUGAUAACUCUACUGAUAUGUUAAAGCAGGUUUUGAGAUUCUACGGAUUGAGUAGUGAUAGCACUAAAAAUGACCGUUUAUCCUUGGAAGACGACAUUUUGUACUUGGCAAGAAUGGUUAUUGAUUUUGUUGACAUUGUUGGCCCAGAACAAAGCUCCCUGCUAUAUUUGAACUUUGUCAAACAGAUUUAUGAUAAAUUGGGUAAAAAUCUUGACUUCAGACUUAGUCUAAUAUUGUAUGAAGGAUUGGUUAAAGUUUUCAAUGAAGAUAAAAUCACCAUGACCAAAGAGUUUCAUCGAUUAGGAGAACUCGUUGAUAGCUAUAUUAAAGAUUAUCCGUUUAAGGAAGUCCCAAUAUUCCCAUAUCGUGUAACUAGGUAUUACGGGGAUAUGCUGGUGAGUUGGUUGAAAAGCCAUACUCCAACUCGCGCAGAUGAACUUAAGAUACUCCGAGUUUUGCAAUCUGGUGUUAAACUCGAGACAGACCAAUACACCAGUGUAUUAAAAUACUUUCUUGAGAAACUUGAUGAUGAUGAAGACUACUUAGACCAAGUUUUGAAGAUUAUGGAAGACAAUUUAAUUCACGGAAAUUUAGAUGAAUAUAGAUCCUAUCUUGAAAAACAGUUGUGCUACAAAAUCUGUUUGAAAUACUUGAUGGACAACUAUGGCGACGAAGAUGCUAUCUUCACAUCAUAUCAAAUAUUGAAUAAUUUCUAUGAUAUUAAUGGGCCUGACCAAGUUAGAGAAAACUUGAAAAGUACUAAUAUUACUAACUUCUUGCGAAGCUCAUCUGGAAGACUUUUCAAUAUCAAAACCAAUCCUUAUGGUUUCAAAUCGAUGAGUCACCAUAAAUUUUUGGAUUAUUUCAACCCAGAACAUAUUGCUCAAAAAGGUUUAUUUGCUUCUAAUGACUUGAUACUAUUACUACGAAUACAAAUUCUCAAAUAUUGUCAAAAUGACAAAGACAAACUAAGAACGUAUUUCAAAAAGCACCCAAAGACCAUGAAAUUUGUCAUGACGGAAAAGUCAACAAUUUUACCUCUGAAAUUCAAAGGAUUUAGAUCAAUAAUUGAUGAUAUUUCACCAUUAGGAAAUUUAAAUUGGAAACAAAAUAGAAUAGCGAGAGCUAGCAGGGUAUUGAAAAGUUUGUUAUUGGAUACAAAAUACCAAAUGUUUAUUACAGCCGACGCUAACCAAUCUACCCCCAUGCUAACCAAACUGCCAAAACACGAUUUUUAUGAAUAA
Messenger RNA from Candida albicans SC5314, 3525 nucleotides. RefSeq lists its product as uncharacterized. The coding region runs from base 1 to 3525 and encodes 1174 amino acids. NCBI's taxonomy places the organism in Eukaryota, Fungi, Ascomycota, Pichiomycetes, Serinales, Debaryomycetaceae. The record is from RefSeq and is a predicted model, not a curated record. The transcript has a single exon.